Suillus subalutaceus is the source of this 717-nucleotide messenger RNA. RefSeq lists its product as uncharacterized. Lineage: Eukaryota; Fungi; Basidiomycota; Agaricomycetes; Boletales; Suillaceae. The record is from RefSeq and is a predicted model, not a curated record. Bases 1 to 717 code for a protein of 238 amino acids. The transcript is spliced from 3 exons.
AUGCGCAACACUUCAAAUGCUAUUUCUCCCUUCUAUGACCAGGAGCCUAGUGCUCUGCCGCCAUUUCCCCCAAUGCUCAUGGACCAACUCGAACUGUUUGCCAACGUCCACCAUCCAACUACGCUUAUUGCUGAUGAGAUCCUGGCUCCCAAAGCAAGUUCCAUUGUUGCUACUGUAAGGACGUCGCCCGCAUUCGCCCCUGAAAUGAAGCUUGCAAAGUGUUCGUGCAAGCGUGGUCACCGUCACUCCUCUCCGUACCCAAAGAGGGUCGCUCGAACUCGCUCCCGUUUCGUGACACAUACAUCCUCAGAUUCACCGGGUUCUUCGAAUUCUUCUUCAAAUGGCGACUCCUCGACUUCAGCUGUGCCAUUAUCAGAACACUCAAAGAUACCUAAGCCCCCUGGUGAACCUGGGCGCCCGGGGCAUGGGGGAUACACGCUCCAUGAGGCAUUGAAUUGGAGCCCGGUAACAUAUACAAAGUUCAAGAAAUACAUGCAUGGCCUAAUUGAUAUCCAUCUUGAGACGACAAAGUCCUCUUCUGCGCAAAGUCCCGUACUCUUGAAGAUCGUGCGACUCAAGGCUGCCAACGAGUUCCCAGAGCUUGAAAAAUAUACAAACCUAUGGCCAGUGAAUGACAUGAUCAUGUCACACCUGAAGUACACCUCAGGUCGUGCCAGGCAGAAACUGGUGGAGAUGGCUGCGGGUAAGAUCAUCUAG